This is a messenger RNA of Symsagittifera roscoffensis, 1122 nucleotides long. RefSeq names its product myosin heavy chain, clone 203-like. The record is from RefSeq and is a predicted model, not a curated record. The coding region runs from base 1 to 1122 and encodes 373 amino acids. NCBI's taxonomy places the organism in Eukaryota, Metazoa, Xenacoelomorpha, Acoela, Convolutidae. The transcript has 9 exons.
AUGACUAAUACAUGGGUUGAUCGACUGUCCCAGUUUGAGAAGGAGGCUGUGCAACUGCGAGAAGUGGUGAGGAAGAGCAGACAGCUGGAGGAUCGCAUAGGGGAGUUGGAGAGGAACAAGUUGAACAUGCAGACUUACUUGCAGGAGGUCGAGGGAGAUAAACAGAGCCUGGAGGAGGAGAACCGACAGCUGAAGAGAGACAUGAACAAACUGAAUCCGCAAAGAAACUCAAACAUCCUGGCCGAAAUGAGGCUAUUGAAAAACGAAAACGCUGAAUUGAAAUCUUUUCUGGACGUGAACCCCUCGAAUAGCGAACCCAGAGGAGGAUCAUCUUCCGGCGGAGUAGCGAGUGGUCAGCCGGGCAUUGUGGCCCAGCUGGACUCUAUUGACCUGUUUGCUGAACUGGAGUCGCUGGAGGAGGAGAAUGCUAGUUUGGCGGACGCAAACCGGAAACUCCGAGAGGAGAAAAGAGACGUCAUGGUUAAACUCAGUCACCUGGAAGCUCAACUGCCGCAGAAACAGUUACCCUCUGACAGUAUUGUGUCCUCUUCGAUUCCUGGCAGUUUGGCAUUGCCAAGUGGGAGUGGAAAUGAGACUGCAGCAGUUCAGUCAGUGAAGCAGUUCCGACAGGAGGCCGAGAGGGCAGAGGCAACAGCAGACAAGUUGGCUCAGGAAAACAAACUGCUUAAGAAACAACUGGAGACAUCCAAGAUGAAGUCUAGCUCCGACAGGGAUGUGAAUGAGUUGCGGGCAGACGUCGACUGUCUGGAGGCCGAGGUCACUCUUCUGAGGAACGAGAACAAGGCACUCCGCGACAGAAGAAGGACCCUGGAACAGAGAAUACAAACGUUGGAGGAUAGCUUACAAGAGAGUCGCAACCAUGCAGACAAUAUAACGAUAGAGAACCAAGUUGAGCUGAACACUCUCAAGGCAGAUUUGAAUAGACUAAGCAACUCAGAAGCGAACCAAGAGGAUCCGAAAGGAGUUCAAGAUGGCGUCGUUCCUGCAAAGGAGUCUCUGGAAAGACUGAAACAGGAGAUUAGUGUUCUAAAACAACUGAGCAAGAGGCAGUCAGAACAAAUCGAUGCUUUCAAACAGGAAAAUGGCCAGUCAAAGCAUUAA